AUGUACACUUACACACGUCCACACAGGGAUAAAAGCAGAUCCAGUCGACUGCAACCCUACACACCAAACGACAACCUGAACAAUGCACUAGGAGCUAUUAGAGUCCUGGGCUUGGAACUGAUUGAGGAUGAACUUAAACCACAUCUGAAUACAGUGCUGAUCAACAUAAAGGAGAGGAACAAGGGCGCUGCUGAGCAGGUAGUGGUCAGUGGGAUCCUACCAAUUCUAGCCCUGUCUCUGAGGCACAGAGGGCCUCUCACACUGCUGACUGCAAAACUAGUGGCUGAACUCGCCAAAGAAUCUGUGGUUCGUAAAGGUUUUGGUGAUGCGGGCUUGGUCCCGGCUGUGCUCUCUGUGCUGACCAGUAGGGAUGAAGAACUGCUCCUUCACGCUGCAAGGACAGUCUCACGCAUGUCUUAUGACAGCCCUAAGCUGCAGGAACAGUUACUACGUCGAGGUGCUGUUCCUCGUCUUGUUGCCAUCCUGCUCCGUUUUCCUGAUAAGGAGGCCCUGGAGGAGGUGUGCCUUCAGGCCCUCUGCAACCUCUGUGGCAUGGGAGUGGUAGAGGAGGCCGGCAUGGUCUGGGAGAGGGGUGCGUCUGUGAGGCCAGGGGAGUCUGUUUUCCAUGGCGUCUCUCCUCACACCUGUGGUUUCGCCUCCUCUGUGACUCUGGUGUGUGUGUCUCAGUGGGCGCCAGGUCAAUACGGCGUCAACAUUGAGGUUUUCCAGCGCUGCUCCUCCUCUUUCUGGAGCCUUCACGGGAACAAGCGGACUGCUCAUUGGUUCCCGUUCUCCAGCUUGGGAAGCUAUUCAAAUCUCUUCAAGUUGAUCAGGUUCUCUACGAGGAAUGUUCCCCGAACCAAAAGUCUGAAGACUCGCGUGUUUCACACUUUCCUCUGACAGCUUACAGACUGCAAACAUGGUGGCCUUACACCACCGAUUAUUGGUACGCACCAAAACAUCAAGGGAAUGUUUACACACCAUACCCUGGACAUUCAUACUUGGACAUAUUCAGACUGCAAAUGCUUCCAAAUGGCUCCUAUCUAUUCCUGCUGAUGUUUAUCUUAUAUUUGUUUUCUUUUUGUUGCUAUUCCUUGGCUCAGUUUGCAAGUGAGACAAUUACUGUUUGUUUUCUGUGCAAUAAUUGAAUUAGGGAUAAUGGAAAUGCUAUAAAUCAAUUUAAAGUAUAACAUGAAAAGCUUAAAAAUUAAUACAUUAUUAUAUCCUUGCUGUUGAUUUGUUCACAAGUGCUUGAAAAAAAAAGAGAUUUCUUUCCUUGGCAGCAAUAUUUAUAAUUUUCUUUUCUACAGUGCAAGUGUAUCAGUUUUGAUUAUGGCUCAUUCAGUGUUACCCGACAAGUAUGAUUCUAUGGAUAUCUUUAAUGCCCACUUUAAAUAAUAAAAUACUUUAACUUUA
This is a messenger RNA of Morone saxatilis (striped sea-bass), 1416 nucleotides long. RefSeq lists its product as uncharacterized. Bases 1 to 900 code for a protein of 299 amino acids. The record is from RefSeq and is a predicted model, not a curated record. NCBI's taxonomy places the organism in Eukaryota, Metazoa, Chordata, Actinopteri, Moronidae. Gene Ontology annotation, biological process: positive regulation of GTPase activity. Gene Ontology annotation, cellular component: cytosol. Gene Ontology annotation, molecular function: protein binding; guanyl-nucleotide exchange factor activity. The transcript is spliced from 5 exons.